Aureobasidium uvarum is the source of this 875-nucleotide messenger RNA. Lineage: Eukaryota; Fungi; Ascomycota; Dothideomycetes; Dothideales; Saccotheciaceae. The record is from the annotation of a GenBank genome assembly.
CUCACGCUGGACUGCCGCUCGUCAGAUCUCGUAUACCCAGAUUCUUCCAACAGCAUGGCGUAAGAGGUAUGCUCCAAGUGGAUACCCCAGCUACUCAACUGUGUGAUGUUGUUAAGAUCACUCUGCUUGGGAAAUUAGGUUCUUGUCCGCCGAGCUAUGGUAUCACGAUCAUGACUCUGGCUAGCUUCCAAUGUCGAGAAGCCAUGAGCAGACCAAUACGGACUUCCUCCGUCACUACAAGCCGCGAGUUCACAGAACUCCUGCUCGAAUGCCGGGAAGUGCUCAAGGCACACGUAUAUUAUAACAACGUACUGGUGGCUGAAACAUCUCAGCCUGUACAGCUGUUUCCAUCUGUCCCUUCGACACCUCCCCCAGUCGGUUUCGACGACUUUGGCGGCGAGUAUAUCAUGGAAAAUCUGCGAAGAACGAGCAAGCUGUUGACAAAAAGAGAUUCUCUGCAGCUUGUUCUGACCGAACCCAAGCCACUAUCGCUCUGGGACGAUGAACAAUCGCGUCUCCUCGAGAUCCCAAUGACCUGUCGUCUACAACAUAUCGCAAAGGAUGUCCCAAUUGUUUGUGCAAAGAUCUCCUGGCGGCUUAAGACAUGUACCACGGUCUCAACGAUUCCGCUACCAUGUGCGCCGACCUCUCGACAGACAAUGCAUUGCUCUUUCCUUGGUGAUGUGAUUAGCAGAUCUCCAGAGAGGUCGACAGACGUCAGAUGGGUAGAUUGGGUCCCCUGCUCGGAUGUUUCAGAUGGAUGGAACUGGAUCAAAACAGAUAAUGUAUGGCUGAGCAUACCUCAACCCCGAGAUAGUGUGCCGUCUUUCUUCAAUCUUCUGGUCUGCCGUCGGUACAGCUUGGAGCUGUCAAUA